This is a messenger RNA of Carya illinoinensis, 3174 nucleotides long. RefSeq names its product putative disease resistance protein At3g14460. Gene Ontology annotation, molecular function: protein binding. Bases 1 to 3174 code for a protein of 1057 amino acids. The record is from RefSeq and is a predicted model, not a curated record. NCBI's taxonomy places the organism in Eukaryota, Viridiplantae, Streptophyta, Magnoliopsida, Fagales, Juglandaceae. The transcript has 2 exons.
AUGGUUUCUGAUUGUCCAAAACUAGUUUCGUUGGUAGCUAAAGGCCAGCUGCCUCCAACUCUAAAGGAACUACAUAUUCGGGAUUGCAAAAAUAUUCAGAUUUUGGUAGAGGAGGAGGAUGACACGGCCAACAGCUUCGGCAGCAACGGUGACAACACCGGAUCUCAUGAUCUUCAGGAUUUGAGCAUUUCCAACUGUCCAUCCCUCAAAUCCCUAAUAUCAAGUGGUGAAUUAGCAACAACACUUCAAACAUUAUGGAUUACGUCAUGUCCAGAGCUAGAGUCAAUAGCGAAGGAAUUACAUCAUAAUUCAUUGCUUAAAUCCAUUACCAUUUCUUAUUGCGGAAACCUUAAAUCCUUACCCACCGGUAUACACAGUCUCAGCCAUCUAAGCGAUAUUCAAAUUCGGGGUUGUCCAAGUCUCGAUUUCUUACCGGACGGUGAGUUGCUCCCUGCCAACCUGACAAGUCUUGAUCUUGACAGCUGCGAGAAAAUGCAGGCCGUGGUCAAUCGCAUACACACUUGCACCUCUCUUCAAGAUUUGAGGAUGGGGAAAUGUCCAAGAGCACUUGUAUGCUUUCCAGAAGAAGGUUUUACCACCAACCUAACAUCUCUUUGGAUCCAUGGUAGCAGUAUCGCUCAGGGCUGGUUUGAGUGGGGGUUGCACAGGAUUACCUCUCUCAAACAUCUUCGAAUUUGCGAUGGAACUUCGCACCUGGUGUCCUUUCAAGAGAUGAAGCUGCCUACUUCUCUAAUCAAUUUGACAAUCGUUGACUUUCCGAAUCUGGAAUACUUGUCUCCCGAGGACUUUCGAAACCUCACAUCACUUGAAGUCCUGUCAAUCACCUAUUGCAAAAAACUCGCGUCCUUACCAAAGAAGAUAUCGAAUUCAAUUGGUGAUCUCAUGCAUCUACGGUAUCUUGACCUGUCUCACACUUGCAUCACCAGCUUGCCUGAAUCAACAACCGCUCUUUACAAUUUACAAACAUUGUUGUUAGAACGAUGCCUACAGCUAGAGAAACUACCUUCAACAUUUGGGAACCUGGUCAACUUACGUCACCUCAAUAUUUUAGGAACUAUAUCACUAAAAGCAAUGCCUCCGCAUAUAGGCAAAUUAACUUGUCUUCGAACGUUGUCUGAUUUCAUUGUGGGAAAAGAUUGUUGCUCAGGGUUGAAGGAGCUAGGAUCUUUGUCGCAUCUUCGAGGUACACUCUGCAUUUCAAAAUUGGAGAACGUGAUUGAGCCAGAGGAUGCAAGGGGCAUGAAUUUAAGUGGUAAGCCGAACCUUGAUGGGUUGUCAUUGGGAUGGAGUGAAGACAUUGAUGACUCAAAGGACAGAACAAGUGAAAAGGAGUUUCUUAACUUGCUACAGCCUCACAAAGUUUUGAAAGAACUGACUAUCAGAUGCUAUGGGGGUACAGAUUUUCCGACAUGGUUAAACUGCCCUUCCCUUCCUAAUCUGGUGUUCUUAACUAUUAAAAAUUGUAAAAAGUGCACAUCAUUGCCCCCAUUGGGGAAACUUCCAUCACUCAGAGUCCUUUCGAUCGCAGGUAUGGCUAGCAUGAAGAGUAUGGGUCCUGAAGUUUGUGGGGAUGGCUCAUCACAACCUUUUAGAUCCUUGGAGACUCUAAAUUUCAAGAAUAUGGUGGAGUGGGAGAACUGGAGUCCUUGUGAAGCAUUCUCAAAUUUACGUGAGCUCUCUAUUAAAAAUUGUCCCAAGCUGUCGGGAAAUAUACCAAACCACCUUCCUUCACUUGAAAAUGUUGAGAUAGAUGGAUGUUGUCGGAACUUAGUGGUCUCAGUUGCAAGCUUUCCAGAUCGAUGCAAAAUAAAAUUUGGGGGAUCAGAAGGGGUGGUGUGCGGAAGAUCAGAAGUUGAUUUUAGCUCGCUGAAUUUGAUGCAUCUUUCAACAAUUUCAGAAUUUGAGUCUCAAAUGAAAGUGUUAAUUACAAUGGGUGGGCUGGCAAAUGUACAAAAGUUAAUGGUUUAUGGAUUGAAGGAACUGACGCAUUUGUGGUCAAAUGCGGUGGGAUCAUUUCCGCAUCUCCCAAGUCUUCGUUAUCUGCAGGUUUCUGAUUGUCCAAAACUAGUUUCGUUGGUAGCUAAAGGCCAGCUGCCUCCAACUCUAAAGGAACUACGUAUACGGGAUUGCAAAAAUAUUCAGAUUUUGGUAGAGGAGGAUAACACGGCCAACAGCUGCGGCAACAGCGGUGACAACACCAGAUCUCAUGAUCUUCAGGAUUUGAGCAUUUCCGACUGUCCAUCCCUCAAAUCCCUAAUAUCAAGCGGUGAAUUACCAACAACACUUCAAACAUUAGAGAUUGAUUCAUGUACAGAGCUAGAGUCAAUAGCGAAGGAAUUACAUCAUAAUUCAUUGCUUAAAUCUCUUAGCAUUUUUGAGUGUCGAAACCUUAAAUCCUUACCCACCGGUAUACACAGUCUCAGCCAUCUAAGCGAUAUUCAAAUUUGGAAUUGUCCAAGUCUCGAUUUCUUACCGGACGGUGAGUUGCUCCCUGCCAACCUGACAAGGCUUCGUGUUGACAGCUGCGAGAAAAUGCAAGCGGUGGUCAAUCGCAGCAUACACACUUGCACCUCUCUUCAAGUUUUGAGGAUGACGAAAUGUGCAAGAGCACUUGUAUGCUUUCCAGAAGAAGGUUUUCCCACCAACCUAACAUCUCUUUCGAUCUAUGAUAGCAGUAUCGCUCAGGGCUUGUUUGAGUGGGGGUUGCACAGGAUUGCCUCUCUCAGAGUUCUUCGAAUUUGCGAUGGAACUUCGCACCUGGUGUCCUUUCAAGAGAUGAAUCUGCCUACUUCUCUAACCGAUUUGCACAUCUUUGACUUUCCAAAUCUGGAAUACUUGUCUCCCGAGGGCUUUCGAAACCUCACAUCACUUGAAUAUCUGUGUAUCAGCAAUUGCGAAAAACUCGCGUCCUUACCAAAGAAGGGCCUACCUCCCUCACUCCGAAAACUUGAUAUUAGGGAUUGUAAAAAGUUAACGUCAUUUCCAACAAACUGCCUGCCUCCCUCACUCCUGGUGCUUCGGAUCGAGGGAUGUCCUGAUUUGGGAGAAUGGUGCAAGAAAGAACGAGGACGGGAGGGGUCUACGAUAGCCCGCAUUCCCCAUGUAUUCCUAGCUCAAGACUUGAUUGGUAAAUAUAGAGGUAGAUUUGUGUAG